Molecule: messenger RNA, 4149 nt
Organism: Arvicanthis niloticus (Nile rat)
Lineage: Eukaryota; Metazoa; Chordata; Mammalia; Rodentia; Muridae
Source: RefSeq, a predicted model, not a curated record
UUACCACAUUGAGUGACAGUGGCAUUAACGUUGACGGGGGCUAAAGACAAACGCUCAGGCAGCCAGUCAUGGGAAGCAGUCCUUGCGUUUGUGGCUGAGUUACUUGAGAUCUCUGCCUGGCAGAUUAACCAAAGGCAAGGAAGACUUGUCCUAUCUCCUUUCUGAGUGCUGCCAUUCACAGGACCUCUGUGACAGACUGCAGCCCAAGCCCCCUGUGCUGCCCUGUUUACCCCAGAUAUCUCUCUGGGGUCCACCUGAGAUCAGCAGCGUGAAGAUGAACAGCACCUUCUUAGCAUGACGACCUUGGACCAUGUCAUUGCCACCCACCAGUCAGAGUGGGUCUCCUUCAGUGAAGAGCCAUUGUUCCCCACCCCUUUAGAGGGGGGCACUGAAGAGCACUUCCCAGGACUGUCAUCUUCCUCAGAGAGGUCUGAGAGCUCCUCUGGGGAGAAUCAUGCAGCGGAUGAAGGCUCCCAGGACCUUUCACACUCUGAGCAGGAUGACUCCUCUGAAAAGAUGGGCCUCAUCUCUGAAGCCGCCUCCCCUCCAGGGAGCCCUGUGCAACCCACACCUGACCUGGCGUCAGCCAUCAGCAACUGGGUCCAGUUUGAAGAUGACACACCAUGGAGCAGCACCUCACCACCUCACAAGGAAACAGCCCUCACAUUGACCAUGCCCUGCUGGACAUGCCCUUCCUUCGACUCUUUGAAAAGAUGCCCUUUGACUUCGGAGAGCAGUUGGACCACGCAUUCUGAGGACACCAGCAGUCCUAGUGUUGCUCCUUCAUACGCAGACCUGCAGCUCAUCAACGCUGAGGAGCAGGCAAGCGGCAGGGCUUCCGGGACCGACUCCACUGACAAUUCCUCCUCCCUCCAGGAAGAUGAAGAAGUAGAAAUGGAAACCAUCAGUUGGUGGGCAGGCAGUCCAGCCAUGAAUGGGCAUCCUACCGCUCCACCAGUGACCACAGCACGUUUCCCCAGCUGGGUCACUUUUGAAGACAAUGAAGUUGGCUGCCCUUCGCUGCCAGUCCCCUCUCCAAAGAAGCCAAAUACCCCAUCUGUUGCAACUGCCAUCCCAGAUGUACCUUUCAACUCAACUGGGUCAUUUAAGAGGGACCGUCCCAAGAGCACAUUGAUAAACUUAUCCAGAGUUCAAAAGCUGGACAUUUCCUCCUUAAACCGUCCACCUUCGGUAAUCGAGGCCCCACCCUGGAGGGCCACCAAUCCUUUCCUGAAUGAGACUCUGCAGGACGUCCAGCCCUCGCCAAUCAACCCAUUCAGUGCUUUCUUUGAAGAGCAGGAACGGCGCUCCCAAAGCAGUUCCAUUUCCAGUACCGCGGGCAAAAGCCAAAGAGAUUCUCUGAUUGUCAUCUACCAGGACGCCAUCAGCUUUGAGGAUUCAGGCAAAAGCCAGCCCCAGCCCCACCCCCAGCCCCAGCCCCAGCCCCAGCCCCAGCCUGACGCUAUCGAGAAGCUCAAGCAACUCCAAAUCAAUGAUCCUGAUCCCGUUGGCAGCACAGCCCUGCCCGAUGACGACCCCUCGGCCUCGGUUGAACUGGAUGCUCCCUCACCUGCCUCAGCGCUCUCUCAGCCCAGGGAUGGAUGGCCAAUGAUGCUGCGCAUCCCCGAGAAGAAAAACAUCAUGUCCUCUAGGCACUGGGGACCAAUCUACAUCAAGCUGACGGACAGCGGUUCCCUGCAGCUCUAUUACGAGCAAGGCCUAGAAAAGCCUUUCCGGGAAUUCAAGCUGGAGAUCUGCCAUGAGGUGUCGGAACCCCGCCUCCAAAACUAUGACGAGAACGGGAGAAUCCACAGCCUGAGGAUAGACCGGGUCACUUACAAGGAGAAGAAGAAAUACCAGCCCAAACCUGCGGUGGCCCACGCAGCGGAACGGGAACAGGUAAUUAAGCUGGGCACCACCAACUACAAUGACUUCCUGAGCUUCAUCCGUGCGGUUCAGGAUCGCCUCAUGGGUUUGCCAGUGCUGUCAAUGGACCUGAGCACGGUUGGCCUAAACUACCUCGAAGAGGAGAUUACGGUGGACGUCAGAGAUGAGUUCUCUGGCACAGUAAGCAAAGGAGACAACCAGAUCCUGCAGCACCAUGUCUUGACACGGAUCCACAUACUGAGUUUCCUCUCUGGGCUCGCCGAGUGCCGCUUGGGCCUCAAUGACAUCCUUAUCAAAGGGAACGAAAUCGUCUCCCGGCAGGACAUCAUGCCCACUACCACCACAAAGUGGAUCAAGCUCCAUGAGUGCCGCUUCCACGGGUGCGUGGACGAGGACGUGUUUAACAGUUCCCGGGUUAUUCUGUUCAACCCUUUGGAUGCGUGCCGGUUUGAGCUGAUGAGGUUCAGGACAGUAUUUGCCGAGAAGACCUUGCCCUUCACACUCAGGACAGCAGCCAGCAUUAACGGGGCAGAAGUGGAGGUGCAGAGCUGGCUGAGGAUGUCUCCCGGCUUCUCUUCUAACCGUGACCCUCUCACUCAGGUCCCCUGUGAGAACGUAAUGGUCCGCUACCCAGUGCCCAGUGAGUGGGUGAAAAACUUCCGCAGGGAAAGCGUUCUAGGGGAAAAGUCUUUGAAAGCCAAAGUGAACCGGGGGGCAAGCUUUGGCUCUGCUGGUGUCUCUGGCUCUGAGCCCGUCAUGAGAGUAACUCUGGGAACGGCCAAGUAUGAGCAUGCCUUCAACUCCAUUGUAUGGAGGAUAAACCGGCUGCCAGACAAGAACUCAGCUUCUGGCCACCCACACUGUUUCUUUUGCCACCUUGAACUUGGUUCUGACCGGGAAGUGCCUUCCAGAUUUGCCAAUUAUGUAAACGUCGAGUUCAGCAUGCCCACGACGUCUGCCUCCAAAGCAGCUGUGAGAUCCAUCUCUGUGGAAGACAAGGCUGAUGUCAGGAAGUGGGUCAAUUAUUCUGCACACUACAGCUACGAGGUGGAAAUUGAACAAAAAAAGAGUUUGAAGUCAGACUUUGAGGGAGAGGACUUGGAAAACCCAAAGGAAUGUGGGGUUCAGUGACAGUGCCCCCCACCCACCCCCAAGGAACUGAGGAAUGCUGACCCACAACCAGGUGUCUUCCCAAACAACUCAAGUUUAAGUCAACACCUGCUGUGGCUGCUCCAUGUCAGGGGCAGUCUACCUCCGUUUCCUGUGUGCAGUUCCCUGUGGGUCACAGGGAAUCAAUCCUGAGGGGGCUGCUUUCAAUAGGCUCCUUGACACUGAGCAUGCCUGAAGCGCGGGGCGCACCUGGCUGCUGGAGUUCACUCUACAUUGAGCCUCCUUGUCUCUUUUCUGCUUAUAUCAUGGCACUGCUCUGUGGUCUGUGGUUGGUGAUGAUUAGAGACUGGAAAAGAACCUCCAGCAUCAGUGUUGGCACAAUUAGCCCCCAGUACUCACAUGUCAUUUGUAAGUUUCUGGGGGGGAAAAAAUGGCAUUGGAAGUUUAUUAAGAAUCCAUCUCUGUUGCUCCCUCUAUAAAAGUUUCAAAGAAUUCCAAAGCCAUUUCUUUGGGCCUGUUUUUCUGGAUGCCUCCAUUUUUAUUUCAGCGUUGGCAUUCUGCAGCAGAGGUUGUCCAAAUGUUUCCCUUCUGAUUCUGGAUUGUUCAAGAUCAGAACACUCUUUCAACUUCUCUUCCAUUUGCUAUCCUAAAUCAUGGUGCACGGCGGCAAAGGCCUUAUCCGGUAUUUUCAAAUUUAGGUUUUGGAGCUUAAUUCUACAAAUGGACUGGACUGGAUUCACAGUCUGUUGGAAAAAACAAAAACAAACAAACAAACAAACAAACAAACAAAAAAAGCCCUUAUUUUUCUUCCCUUGAAGGAAAAGUGGCAUUAAAUGUAAGCUUAUAUUCAGUUUGGAAGACAGCUUCAAUCAUAAAAUCUGCCAGAUUCUCACUGGUGACUUUUAAUGCAUGGUUAUAAUUCUAUGUGUGUAGAAGAGGCGCCUGGAAGUUCUUUUUAUACCUCAUACACAAUGACUGUUACACAUCUCUUCCCUCAAAAUUUAGAGGAAGUUUAAGCUAAGAUCUCUGUAAAAGCUGAGUUUGAAUUAGCUUUACCCCAGAUUCCAAGGUUGGCAGUUACAGUAUUGUGAAAGUUCAAAGGGCACCAGGCAGGGGUAGUGCACACCUUUAAUCCCAGCACUUGGAAAGCAG